Messenger RNA from Benincasa hispida (wax gourd), 2092 nucleotides. NCBI's taxonomy places the organism in Eukaryota, Viridiplantae, Streptophyta, Magnoliopsida, Cucurbitales, Cucurbitaceae. The record is from RefSeq and is a predicted model, not a curated record.
AACCUCUCUUCCCUCUUCUCUUCUUCCUUUACUAUUAUUAUUAUUAUUUAUUAUUUAUUAUUUAUUUUACUCUUUUUCAUAGAUUCAUUCCUUGAAGCUCGCUCUAUUGCUUCGCUUUUCGAGCUCCUACUUUUUCCCCUUUCUCUUCUUCUUCUCUCUGUUUCAACUAAAAAGAGAAGGGAAAAAAAAAAAAAAUCCACAGCAUAGAGUUCAGUCUUCUCCCACUCGGAUUCUCCCCUUUUUCAGCUUUCCUUUCGAUUUCCCAGUUCGAUUCCUUUUCACUUCUAGAUUUCUUUCCCUUUUCCCGAUUUUGAUUUCCAAAACCCACUUGGGUUUUCUUUUUCUCGGAAAAUUUCACUCACUUUCUCGGUUAUUUUCCCGGAAAAUUUCAUCCCCUGUUUCUGUUUGGAUGAACUGUUCGUUGUUCUUAGGGUUUAUAGCAAUUCUGGGUUGAGUUUAGAUUUUUCUUUUCUUUUCUUUUUUUUUUUUUAUUAUUAUUAUUCUGAUUUUUUCUUUUUGUUCUUUUGUAUUUGUUGGUUUGGUUUGUAAAGGUGCAGUGACUUUUUUCUUCUUUUUUGAAGGGUAGAUUCCUCAGAGUACGCCUUCACAGAAGAAAGAAAAAAAAAAAGUAUUCUGAUUCCAUUCAAAUGCUUGUUGAUUUAACGCCCUUAUUGUCGAAUUCGUGAAAUAUCUCUUCCCAUUUGAUGCAUUUUCUCUCUGGGUUCUUCCUGUUUUUUCCUCUAUUUAACAAUUUCAAAAAUCUCUUUCCCACAAAUCAUUUUCUUCUUCUCUCUGUUUUUAUUUUAUCAUGAACACCUUCUUUGAAUCUGUUUGAUUUUUUUAUUCCCCAAAUUUGAAAUCCAGUUUCAUGAAGUGGGAAAUGGAAAUUCUGUCUCCUUCUCUUGUUUCCACCAUGAGUUGGAGUUCCGGCGACGGUAAGAGCUCGAGAUGGACCGUCGCCGAGAACAAAAUGUUCGAAAAUGCCCUUGCUAUUUUCGACACCGAUACGCCAGACCGGUGGCAGAAGGUCGCGUCGAUGAUCCCUGGAAAGACGGUCGGGGAUGUGAUCCGGCAGUAUAAAGAAUUGGAAGCUGAUGUUAGUAGUAUUGAAGCUGGUUUGAUCCCAAUUCCUGGCUAUGACACUUCACAAUUUACAUUGGAUUGGGUUAGUAGUCAUAGCUAUGAUGGAUUUAAGCAAUCGUAUGGACUCGUCGGUAAACGAUCGUCCGCGCGGUCGGCAGAUCAGGAGAGGAAGAAGGGAGUUCCAUGGACUGAGGAAGAACACAAGUUGUUUUUGAUGGGGUUGAAGAAGUAUGGGAAAGGAGAUUGGAGAAACAUCUCGAGAAAUUUCGUGGUAACUCGAACUCCGACCCAAGUAGCUAGUCACGCUCAAAAGUACUUCAUUAGACAACUCUCCGGUGGAAAAGAUAAGCGGAGAGCAAGCAUCCACGAUAUAACCACCGUCAAUCUCAACGACACAAGAAGUCCAUCGCCCGAAAACAAGAAAUCGGUAUCACCGGAGCACACAACCGUUCUCCCAUGCCACUCAAAUCCAUCAUCAACCGUGCCACGAACCGCCUUCAAUUGGAACCAACAACACAACACUAAUGGAGCAGCCAUGGUUUUCAACCACUCCAAUGGGAAUGUUUUCAUGUCCCCGAGCGUGUUCGGCGUCAACUCGUAUGCUGGCCUUCGGCUGCCGGAGCAUCACCUACAAAAAGAAAAAGGGACCUUUCUGCAAAUUGCAGAUUCUAUGUUGGGAAGACAAGGCAUUUAGAGAUGGGCAAUGUGCUUUGCUUAGUCAAUGAAAAAUGUUGUGCAAGGAAGAAGCUAAGUAAGUUCAAAGAAUGGUUCUUCUUGAUAAGAUUCUAGUCCAUAAUUCGAUUCGACAAGAAUCGUUUCGCCGAAGAAAAAGAAACCCGUCUUCUUCAGAGUCGAGCCGAACGAAAUACCGAAACUGGAGAAAGUUCAGCAUCUUCACAUUCAAUUUGAAAGAAAGGAAAUGGAGCUUUGUGUUUCUUUUUAGACAAUACUCAUCAUAUGCUUAUAUCAAUCAUUGUCUAUUUUUACUAUUAAGCAUGUUAUUUGGCUA